This is a messenger RNA of Brassica oleracea var. oleracea, 1383 nucleotides long. Its product is annotated as serine/threonine-protein kinase HT1. Gene Ontology annotation, molecular function: ATP binding; protein kinase activity. Gene Ontology annotation, biological process: protein phosphorylation. The record is from RefSeq and is a predicted model, not a curated record. NCBI's taxonomy places the organism in Eukaryota, Viridiplantae, Streptophyta, Magnoliopsida, Brassicales, Brassicaceae. Gene Ontology annotation, cellular component: plasma membrane.
GAAAGGACACGACAAUGAAGGAAGGAAACGACGGGUUUGUCCGAGCAGAUCAGAUUGAUCUAAAGAGCUUAGAUGAGCAACUAGAGAGGCAUUUAAGCAGAGCUUUGACUUUAGAGAAGAACAAGAAGAGAGAUGAAGAAGAACCCGCCGCCGCCGCCAUCGGAGCCUCCGCCUCCUCCUCUCCCAUCGCUGCUCUCAACGGCGGUUUCGUUGGGCAGAGGAAACAGAGGCUUGAGUGGGAGAUCGAUCCUUCUAAGCUUAUCAUCAAGACUGUUCUUGCACGUGGCACAUUCGGUACCGUUCAUCGUGGUAUCUACGACGGUCAAGAUGUCGCCGUGAAGCUGCUUGAUUGGGGUGAAGAAGGGCAUAGAUCAGAAGCUGAGAUUGUGUCUUUGAGGGCAGAUUUUGCUCAGGAAGUUGCCGUUUGGCAUAAACUGGACCAUCCAAAUGUUACCAAGUUCAUAGGAGCUACAAUGGGUGCAUCAGGGUUACAGCUACAAACAGAGAGUGGUCCUCUAGCAAUGCCGAACAAUAUAUGUUGUGUUGUUGUUGAAUAUCUUCAAGGUGGUGCUUUGAAAUCUUUCUUGAUCAAGAACAGAAGAAGAAAAUUAGCAUUUAAAGUUGUUGUUCAGCUCGCUCUUGACCUCGCUAGGGGGUUGAGUUACCUUCAUUCACAGAAGAUUGUUCACCGUGACGUAAAGACAGAGAACAUGUUGUUAGACAAAACCCGGACUGUCAAAAUCGCUGAUUUUGGAGUUGCUAGAGUUGAAGCAUCUAACCCUAAUGACAUGACAGGAGAGACAGGCACACUUGGCUACAUGGCCCCUGAGGUUCUCAAUGGGAACCCUUAUAAUCGAAAAUGCGAUGUGUAUAGUUUUGGUAUCUGCUUAUGGGAGAUAUAUUGCUGUGACAUGCCAUACCCUGAUCUUACUUUCUCUGAAGUCACUUCAGCCGUCGUCCGCCAGAACCUGAGACCGGAUAUACCGAGGUGUUGCCCGAGCGCGCUUGCAGCUGUGAUGAAGCGAUGCUGGGAUGCAAAUCCAGACAAGAGACCGGAGAUGGACGAGGUUGUGCCGAUGUUGGAGAGUAUUGAUACGACUAAAGGAGGAGGGAUGAUCCCUGCUGACCAGCAACAGGGUUGCCUCUGCUUCCGAAGGAAACGUGGUCCUUAAGUGCUAUCUAAGAUCAUUCAAAACUCAAGAUCUGUGUCCUGUUUGCUUUCUUCUUUUCUUUAAUUAUUAAUCCAGAAAGAGAAAGGCUUGUUAGGGCUUCUUAUGGUGUAUGAUAUGUUUUCCAUAUUCUUCUUAAACUUUUCUUGUUUUUGCUCUAUUUGGUGAGAUUUUCUUACUAUAUAUUAAUGGUACUCGUAUGUUUUACUUGGUC